This is a messenger RNA of Encephalitozoon intestinalis ATCC 50506, 666 nucleotides long. RefSeq names its product arginine methyltransferase-interacting protein. NCBI's taxonomy places the organism in Eukaryota, Fungi, Microsporidia, Unikaryonidae. Gene Ontology annotation, molecular function: zinc ion binding; nucleic acid binding. Bases 1 to 666 code for a protein of 221 amino acids. The record is from RefSeq and is a predicted model, not a curated record. The transcript has a single exon.
AUGAAGAGAGCACAUUCUCUACUGGACUAUGCCAAAGAGGUCAAUGGAACUAAGACUGUUGAGCUAGAGGACCUAGAUAUUCACUUACUUGAUCCACAUAUUUCUUUAAGAAAAAUAGAUACAAACGCCCUAUACAACAUUCUAAGCCUGGCUUACCAUUUUGAAGAUGUAAAGAUGGAAGAAAAGGUGGUAACAACAAGCUCCUCAACAGACAAAAGACAGAGAUAUUUCUGCGAUACCACAAAAUGCUUCCAAUGUGGGGAGGCAGGGCAUGAGUUUAGGGAAUGUACCAGGGCUCUUAAAAGGGAUGUAUGUGAUCUAUGCAGUCGGGAAGGACACGAAAGAACCUAUUGUCCCUACAGACACUGCCCAAAGUGUAGAAGGUUCGGACAUUCCUCAAAGAACUGUUCUUUUCCUGAGGAUCUAAACGGAUCGAAGAUAUGCAAAGCCUGUCCCACAGGAAGUCAUAGCAUAGCAGACUGCUGUAGAACAUGGAAAAGAUACAGACUAAAUGGAAACACGUCGAAGUAUACAAUAUAUAAAGCAUGUCCAAUAUGCCUAUCUAAAAGACAUUUUAUCGAUGACUGCUUUUCCGUUGAGAGGUCACAAUCUUCCAUAUUCAGCUCCUCAUACGCUGAACUUGCCAAGUUUUACAAUAAACAAUGA